Molecule: messenger RNA, 2348 nt
Organism: Protopterus annectens (West African lungfish)
Lineage: Eukaryota; Metazoa; Chordata; Ceratodontiformes; Protopteridae
Product: formin BNI1-like
Exons: 7
Coding region: 154-1911 (585 amino acids)
Molecular function (GO): DNA binding
Source: RefSeq, a predicted model, not a curated record
AACCAAUCACCUUAGAAUACUGUGCCCUACUGCACCAACUGUGAGAUAUGGGUGGGUCACUAAAGCAGGAAAUAAUACCGAAAGACUAGACAUACACAUGGAGGCUUUCUUAAAGUUCCUUUCAGCUCAACGUGACAGCAGGACAGACAGCUGAUGGCCAAUGCUUCUUACCAGUUUGACUGCAUGCAGGGUCCUUACCAGACAAUGGACCCAGCAGUUAUCACUGAAGGCAAGGUGGAGCUUGACAGCAUACAGUGUGCAAAUGCCACUGGUGGAGCAGAUGCCAGCUUACUAUGCGCCUCAAAUUUCCAAGGGACAGAGGGUGCGGAGUACCUUGAAACCACAAAACAUUACAAGCUGGAGUGUAGCAGACUUGAAAGUGGGGAAUUAGAAGUGGCGUUGUCAAAUCCUGUCAGAUGUGCUACCCGGAGACCAAACCUGCAAAGGUCUGAUGAGGCCAAUAAGUUUGUUGUAAAAAGACAAAGAACGAUGGAGAUGCAACCUUUCCCUGCCAUUGGCUCACAGAUUCCACCACCAGGAAUGAAUGGGGACUACAUCCAUGGACCUGCCUUUAGCCCAUUUUACUCACAUAUCAACCAUGACCCAACAGCAAAACAGACUACUGAAAGCAUGAGAAUGUCAGGACCUAUUUCUAAUACUAGAGUCCAGCACGGGCAACCUCUUUUCUGUAACAGUAGGCCUUACGUAGACUCAUGUGUGCCUCUUACACCAGACUCCAGUAACCCAGAACGAGAUCGCUGGGUCAGCAGAACUGAUGAUGCCCCAACUGGGAAGGUCAAGAACCUUUAUGUGGAACUGGUGAGAGAACUGGAGCAACAGUCAGCAGAAAUGAGGUGCCAGCUAGCUUCCCGGGAUGAAACAAUUCUUCAGCAGGAAAGGAGAAUCAAGGACCUUGAGCAUGAAAAUCAGCAGCUGAGAAUAGAGCUGCAGUCUCUGGAGGAGCAGAAUGAUUUUCUUUCUAGCACAGACAAAGUUAUAGAAAGAGGCAGGACAGAAGGAAAUGGACUAGGGGAAGGGGCAAAGCUGCUAACAAUAGCAUCUGGGAACAGCAGCAUUGAAGUCACAGAAAUGAAUCUACAAUUUUUGAGAGAUUUACUUAAAAUCCUGGAUCAAGGCAGGGAGAACCAUGUCAACAGCUUCCAGAGCAUGCCACCUCCCAGCACACUAAAUGAGGUGCAUAUACCUAUAGAGAUUCCACCUCCACCACCACCACAGCCACCACCACCACCGCCUCCACCACCACCUCCACCACCACAACUACUACCACCACCUGUACCACCAAGUCAGACUCAGAUUCCUGUGGAUCUUCCAGUACCUGUGCCAAUGCAGUUACCAGUACCAGUGACUCCAACAUACAUCCCAGUCAGAAGACCCCGAAACAGAGGGAUUAGUGGAUUGUCUGCAUGGAUAAAUGUGGAAGAUGGCACCAGUGGACCUACAGUCUUGAGCGACAGUAAAGCAAAAAGUAUUUGGGAGGAAAAUUUUAAGGAAACCAUGGCAGAUGGCUCACCAGUCUGGGCUUCCCCUGUGGAGGAAAAUGGAAGACUGAAGUUGGAACUCAUUUCUGGUUCUGGGGUGUAUAUAACACAACACCAGCUGGACGACCUCUCACUCAUAUCACGAGACAAGCCCAAGCUGAUGACACGUCGACUUUUGGAUUACUUCUUCUCAAGAGAGACACUGGCUAGGUCCUCUGCCACUGGGCAACGAAUUGCCCAUAACAACACUACCAUGGAAAAACCAAUACGGUUACCAGUGGCUGUGGUCACAGCCAUCAAAGAAUAUGUCACCAAGGUCUGUGGAAGAGGGUGCAAUUUCAAUGCAGUGAUUAACAGCAAGUGUGGGACAUCUAGGAGAGCGGUGAGGAAAAUGACAGUUAAAAUGGACUGAAUGCUGAUUUCCACAACUGGAGCAAACUUCCACAGAGACAUUUCUUUGUUUUUUGGAUAUUUCAUACGACUGAAAAGUAUUGUUUGAAAUUCCAAGUACUUUCCACUAUUAGUUUCAUAUUUAGAUCACAGCCAAACAAACUGAAUGUGAAUUCCAUGGAUUCUAGUACAAAAUGUCAAUCAUUAGAAGGACACUGGAUGGUUUUGCUGCUUCAUAAGUGGACCACAUUCUUAGAAGAAUGACAUUUUCCAAAUAGCUCACAAUUAGCACGUUUUAGAAUUGUGAUGUCUGACCUCCAUUUGCAACUUCUUUUACCAGUUCAGACACCAGAAUCAUAAUGUUAAAUAUUAAUCCAAUACAGAAGCCACACAAUUCAUUGUUUUAAGGAAAGAAAUGUGUACGGUGCAUAUGUAUAUAUUAAACUGUUUUACUUUCAA